Molecule: messenger RNA, 843 nt
Organism: Sphaeroforma arctica JP610
Lineage: Eukaryota; Ichthyosporea; Ichthyophonida
Product: dolichyl-phosphate beta-glucosyltransferase
Exons: 6
Coding region: 1-843 (280 amino acids)
Cellular component (GO): endoplasmic reticulum membrane
Source: RefSeq, a predicted model, not a curated record
AUGCUCGCCGCCACCACAAAACAGGAGGAAGAGGAAGGGUCGGUAUACCUCACACUAGUCGUACCUGCUUACAAUGAAGAAGACCGUAUGCCAGCCAUGCUGAAAGAAACUAUAGAGUAUCUAAGCAAGCGUCAGAAAAAGUACAAGUCGUUCACAUACGAGUUUGUCAUCGUUGACGACGGCAGCAAGGACAAAACAUACGAGAUUGCCAUGAACGAAUCUGAAAAGUAUGGAGACGACGUUGUGAGGGUUCUCAAAUUCGAGAAGAAUCGAGGGAAAGGUGGUGCCGUGCGCCUGGGUAUGGAAGUGGCGCGUGGCAAGUACAUUCUAAUGGUAGACGCCGAUGCCGCCACAGAUAUCAAUGACCUGGACCGAGUGGAAGAUAAGCUUAAAGAGAUCGAACGAGACGGUUACGGCAUUGUCGUAGGUAGCAGGGCCCAUAUGGCCGAGGAUGAGAGUCCGGCUGCACAGCGGUCAGCCUUCCGUCGCUUUCUCCAGAAAGGCUUCCACUUCCUAGUACAGUUCCUCGGUGGUGUCAAGGGAAUCCACGAUACACAGUGCGGGUUCAAGCUGUUCACCCGCAAAUCGGCAGCCGAUGUGACCCGUGUGCUUCAUUUGGAGCGUUGGUGUUUUGAUGUGGAGGCUCUGUACAUUGGACAGUGUCUGAAUAUGCCCCUGGCAGAGGUCGCUGUCAAUUGGCAAGAGAUCGAUGGGUCUAAACUCGAUCCUACGCAGGCUAUGAUUGAGAUGUUCAAGGACUUGGUGACAAUCAAAACAUACUACACUCUGGGCAUCUGGUCCAUCCCAAAAGAGACCCUCGCCCAUAAGCGCAAAGUAGAAUAG